CCACAAGCGAAAUGUACAUCUUAAAAAACUUAACGCUUAUUGGCUUUCUGAGUGCUUGUUUUAUUAACUGCCAAGGAUUUGUCAAAUCGAACCCAAAGAAAUCCUAUGCUGCCUCAACAAUGGAACUGAUGAAACUCCUAGAGGUGGAGGAUGAACUGGUAGACAAUUUAAAGGGCUAUGUGAAAACACUGAAAAUGAAAUUCAAUUUAAUGGAAAGAUCCCUAAUAGAUAUGAGUAGAGAGAACAUGGAAAUGAAGAGUGAUUAUGAAUCGUACUUGGGAAAUCCAUUGAACAGCUUUCGACUAAUACAUCGCCUACACACGAGUUGGAGAAAAUGGUAUCAAUAUGCCAUUAAGGUCGAGAAUAAUGCUUUAGGGCACAUUGAAAAUGCCCGACUGAUGAGAAAGAUGCUACCAACCUCGUCGGAUUUGCAGCAGGCGUGUCGCGGAAUCCAUGACUUGAUGUCCUUUUACGAUUUGAAGCCAGAAGAACUGGCAGCUGGUAACUUAGCAGGGUACUCGCAGCCAGGAACAGGACUGACAGCUUACGAUUGUUUAGCCCUUGGUGAGUUUAGCGUUCAAAAACGAGAGGACGAUCUUGCCGAGGCUUGGUAUAACCUUUCUUUGAUUCGUUUUGAAAAUAAAUUCGACAAAUACCGAGUGCACAAGGCGUGGGGCCUUCUUUUGGCGAAGAACAAGCAACUUACUGACGCCUUUUACCAUUUCGAGAACAAGCCAGAGGGAAUAAUCGCCAGCAAUGAAGUCAUACACUUCAAGGAGGAGUUGUCGACCAAGCAGAACUGCGCUGUUGUGGUCCAAAAACCAAGUCGACUCCACUGUCGCUACAACACCACCACGACGCCAUUCACGCGGAUUGCCCCUCUAAAAAUGGAGGAGCUGGGCUUAGAUCCGUACAUGGUGGUCUUUCACGAUGUGAUUUACGACACCGAAAUUGAUGGGAUGCUAAACUCGAGUAAUUUCGGAUUAUCCCUUACUGAUUCAGGCCAGAAGUCUGAGGUGAGAACGUCCAAGGACUCAUAUAUAGUGGAUGCUAAAACACUCAAUGAGCGCGUAACCGAUAUGACCGGAUUCAGUAUGGAGAUGAGCGAUCCAUUUUCGCUGAUUAAUUACGGCUUAGGUGGGCACUACAUGUUGCACUACGACUUUCAUGAAUAUACGAAUACGACCAGGCCAAAGCAAGGGGAUCGUAUAGCAACUGUUUUGUUCUACCUGGGAGAAGUUGACUCGGGUGGCGCCACAAUCUUCCCGAUGAUUAAUAUUACCGUUACGCCCAAGAAGGGAUCAGCGGUGUUCUGGUACAAUCUGCACAAUUCCGGAGCUAUGAAUUUAAAAUCCCUGCACUCAGCAUGUCCAGUGAUAAGCGGUUCCAAAUACGUGCUCACGAAGUGGAUAAACGAACUGCCGCAAAUGUUUGUCACACCAUGUAUGAAAGACUCGAACCUACACCCACCCCAAAAAGAAUAAUCCUGUAAUCUGGACUGAAAUCCUAAUGAUUAAAUUAGUUUUCAUUUUUCAGCAUGAU
This is a messenger RNA of Drosophila melanogaster (fruit fly), 1542 nucleotides long. RefSeq lists its product as uncharacterized. The transcript is spliced from 7 exons. NCBI's taxonomy places the organism in Eukaryota, Metazoa, Arthropoda, Insecta, Diptera, Drosophilidae. The record is from RefSeq and is marked reviewed. Gene Ontology annotation, cellular component: endoplasmic reticulum lumen; endoplasmic reticulum. The coding region runs from base 12 to 1484 and encodes 490 amino acids. Gene Ontology annotation, molecular function: L-ascorbic acid binding; oxidoreductase activity, acting on paired donors, with incorporation or reduction of molecular oxygen; iron ion binding.